This is a messenger RNA of Eublepharis macularius, 1525 nucleotides long. RefSeq names its product proteasome 26S subunit, ATPase 2 (gene PSMC2). NCBI's taxonomy places the organism in Eukaryota, Metazoa, Chordata, Lepidosauria, Squamata, Eublepharidae. Gene Ontology annotation, biological process: proteasome-mediated ubiquitin-dependent protein catabolic process. Gene Ontology annotation, molecular function: ATP binding; proteasome-activating activity; ATP hydrolysis activity. Gene Ontology annotation, cellular component: proteasome regulatory particle, base subcomplex. Bases 99 to 1400 code for a protein of 433 amino acids. The record is from RefSeq and is a predicted model, not a curated record. The transcript is spliced from 12 exons.
GGAAGCGUUGGUGAGAUGCUGUGUAAUAUCUAGUUUGCGCGUGCGUACUAACUGGUUGUUCGUUGCGGGGUCUUCGCUCGGAGUUUCUCGGUGGCACGAUGCCGGAUUACCUGGGCGCCGACCAGCGCAAAACCAAGGAGGAGGAGAAGGAGGACAAGCCCAUCCGCGCUUUGGAUGAAGGUGACAUUGCCCUGUUAAAAACCUACGGCCAGAGCACUUACUCAAGGCAAAUCAAGCAAGUAGAAGAUGACAUUCAGCAGCUACUUAAGAAAAUCAAUGAGCUCACUGGCAUUAAGGAGUCGGACACGGGACUGGCUCCUCCUGCCCUCUGGGAUCUGGCUGCCGAUAAGCAAACCCUGCAGAGUGAGCAGCCUCUACAAGUGGCCAGGUGUACCAAAAUAAUCAAUGCAGAUUCUGAAGACCCGAAGUACAUUAUCAAUGUGAAGCAAUUUGCCAAAUUUGUGGUUGAUCUCAGUGAUCAGGUGGCCCCUACUGACAUUGAAGAAGGGAUGAGAGUUGGCGUUGACAGGAAUAAAUACCAGAUUCACAUCCCCCUGCCUCCAAAGAUUGACCCAACUGUUACUAUGAUGCAGGUGGAGGAAAAACCUGAUGUCACUUACAGCGAUGUUGGGGGUUGCAAAGAACAAAUUGAGAAACUUAGAGAGGUGGUGGAAACACCCUUGCUUCACCCGGAACGCUUUGUCAAUCUUGGGAUUGAGCCCCCCAAAGGAGUGCUUCUCUUUGGUCCUCCUGGGACAGGCAAAACACUCUGUGCUCGUGCCGUUGCUAAUAGGACUGAUGCCUGCUUCAUCCGAGUGAUUGGCUCUGAACUUGUGCAGAAAUACGUGGGAGAGGGGGCUCGGAUGGUUCGGGAGCUCUUUGAAAUGGCCAGGACGAAAAAGGCUUGCCUUAUCUUCUUUGAUGAAAUUGAUGCCAUCGGAGGAGCACGUUUUGAUGAUGGGGCCGGAGGCGACAAUGAAGUCCAGCGCACCAUGUUAGAAUUAAUUAACCAGCUGGAUGGCUUUGAUCCCAGAGGCAACAUUAAAGUGCUGAUGGCAACCAACAGGCCCGAUACCUUAGACCCAGCGCUGAUGAGGCCCGGAAGGCUAGACAGGAAGAUUGAGUUCAGCCUACCUGACCUGGAGGGACGAACUCAUAUAUUCAAGAUACAUGCCCGCUCAAUGAGCGUUGAAAGAGACAUAAGAUUUGAGUUGCUGGCACGACUUUGUCCAAACAGCACUGGUGCUGAAAUCCGGAGUGUCUGUACAGAGGCAGGUAUGUUUGCUAUCAGAGCACGGAGGAAAAUUGCCACUGAAAAGGACUUCUUGGAAGCUGUGAACAAAGUCAUUAAGUCCUAUGCAAAGUUCAGUGCUACUCCUCGCUACAUGACUUACAACUGAUCAUGAUGACGCAAACCAUCUUUUUAAAUUGUCAUCCUUGUGCUGAGUGAUAUUCUGAGUAGUAAUUUGAUGUGUGUGACAUAACCCAGUUGGCUGUGUAGAAAUAAAUGGAACAUUCCAAGCUA